Molecule: messenger RNA, 429 nt
Organism: Zingiber officinale
Lineage: Eukaryota; Viridiplantae; Streptophyta; Magnoliopsida; Zingiberales; Zingiberaceae
Exons: 4
Coding region: 1-429 (142 amino acids)
Source: RefSeq, a predicted model, not a curated record
AUGGUAUCCAAAAUGAAAUGUUGCAUUCGACAAAUCGAACAUCUCAAUCCUAGUGGAGCAUCGGAACAAGAUAUUUUAACUCGUGCCAAAAUGUUAUUUGCAGAAGACCCAAAAUACACAAUGGAUUUCAAAUUUGACCAUGUCCGAAAUAUACUCAAAGACAUUGAAAAAUUUGGCACUGACACUAUGAAUACUGCAUCCAUGAAAUCGCCACAACAAAAUGCUAAUGUUGGUUCAUCUAAACAACAAUUCUUCAAGGAAGCAUUUCAUACACCUUCAUCUCCUUGUGUGUCUGCUUUUGAUCUUAAUAUCACUGAUUCAGAUAACAGUGUUACUUCUAAUAAACGACCUCCAGGGGUGAAAAAUGCAAAAAUGAAGAAAAAGAAUGAUGAACAAAUUGCAAAGCGGAAUGGGGAGUCAUAUUCCUGA